Pelodiscus sinensis (Chinese soft-shelled turtle) is the source of this 1328-nucleotide messenger RNA. RefSeq names its product steroid 5 alpha-reductase 1 (gene SRD5A1). The record is from RefSeq and is a predicted model, not a curated record. Gene Ontology annotation, molecular function: 3-oxo-5-alpha-steroid 4-dehydrogenase activity. Gene Ontology annotation, biological process: steroid biosynthetic process. Gene Ontology annotation, cellular component: membrane. NCBI's taxonomy places the organism in Eukaryota, Metazoa, Chordata, Testudines, Trionychidae.
CCACCCCUCUCAUCCUGAUUGGCUAGGUCGCUGCCGCGAAGUCGGGCAACUUUCCCACGCGGUUUGGUCGUUAGCGCCGCAAGGCUGGAGCCAACUGUCGCCGCUCGCGCCCCGGGCUGCGGCCGUGGAGAGCUGAGCGCGCCUGGGCAUGGCGGCGUCGCGCGGGCUCUGGCCGCUGCUGUCGGAGCCGGCGGAGCGGCAGGUGCUGCAGAACCUGUCCUAUGGGCUGAUGGGCGCGAGCGGGGUCUGCGCGCUGGCGCUGUGCUUCGUGCCGACGCCCUACGGGCGCUACUCCUCGCGCAGCUUCGGCUGCCCCCUGCCUGUCCGCCUGGCUUGGAUGCUCCAGGAGCUGCCCUCGCUGCUGGUCCCGCUGGGGCUGAGCCUCUUCAGCGGCGCGGCCCGCGUCUCCGAGUGGCCCAACCGGGUGCUGCUGGCGCUCUUCAUCGGGCACUACGCGCACAGGGCACUCAUUUUUCCUUUCUUGAUUCGUGGAGGAAAGCCAACACCAUUCAUUACUUUUGCAUUAGCACUUAUAUUUUGUACCUAUAAUGGAUAUUUGCAAGGCCGGAGUUUAAGUAAUUAUGCAGAAUAUCCUUCUGGCUGGCUGACAAGUCCUUGUUUCAUUGUAGGUUUUGCAGGAUGGCUGGGUGGCAUGGCAAUUAAUAUCUCUUCUGAUCACAUUCUCAGAAAUCUGAGAGAACCAGGAGAAACAGGCUACAAAAUACCGAGAGGAGGGUUGUUUGAAUAUGUAACUGGAGCUAACUUUUUUGGAGAGGUCCUUGAAUGGUUUGGAUUUGCUCUCGCCAGCUGCACCAUUGAAAGUGUUGCUUUUGCCAUAUGCACACUUUGUAUCCUUGGUCCCAGGGCACAUCAACAUCAUAAAUGGUAUCAUGAGAAAUUUGAAGACUACCCGAAGUCCAGGAAGAUUUUGAUUCCAUUUGUGCUCUGAAGUGUGUGUUGGCUGAUUUUAAAUGAUGGGGGUUGCUAUUCUGAAAAUAUUCACUUCACAAACCGCUUAGUCUUUUUCUGAACAUUAUGACAGACUCUAAUUCAGUGCCAGUUAUGUUUGGUGCCUAACAUAAAAUACAGCUAAUGGACUAGGUCAGUGUUUUCCAACUUUAUUUGGCCACGGAACCCUUUUAAACUCGAAAGAAUUUUGCAGAACCCCCAAUAACAGCCUAAUAUAUGGACAUCAGCGCUGAGUAGUGAUAUUAUCAUCCCCACUCUAUGGCUAAGAUGGCAUUACACAGGGACACUUAUCAUGGCAAACACAAAUGAAAAAUUGUUUUCAAUAAAAUUCAUAAAUGCUUACAUAUUAAUUAUUUUUG